UAGCACAUACCGCCAUAAAACUCCAAACGAAGAAGAAGAAGAAGAAGAAGAAGAAGAAGAAGACCCUUGAUAGUAAACAUACUUUGGCGUAGACGACGUCGUGAUAGCUUCAGUACACGCGCGCGGAGGGAGCCGAGGGAGGAGUCACUGUCUGAGACUCACAGAGAAGCGGCGUCCUCUAAACUUUCCCCAGACGGAUAAUUCAUGACAUAAAUCAGUGUAGUCGUGAAGGGAUUCCUGGAGUCACGUCAUGUUCAAGGCCAUGCUGAAGAAGAGCAGAGAUGGCGGGAAAAAUAAGAAGGAUACAGGAGAGCCGUACCUGUUCCGUGCCCAGCGCAGGUGUCCCGGCGGUGGGAUGCAGGAUCCCGCGGGUGUCCGUCCGUUCCGGCCCGCAGACGACGGCCUCAGACUCGGCCUGGCUAAAGGGGUGUCCAUGUCCCUCCCGUCAUCCCCUCUCCUGCCCCGACAGACGUACAUGAUGGCAGCUCACCCGACCAAGAAGUCUCCAGGACCUGUUAGAAAGCCCAAGUAUGUGGAGAGUCCCCGUGUUCCUGGAGAUGCGAUCACGUCGUCGCUGAGGAAGGUUCCUGACGGUACAACUGAGCUGGCCGGUCCAGGCCCCUCCCCCGCCACUCAGGAGUUGAUGACACGCUUGGGGUUCUUGCUGGGCGAAGGCAUCCCGGGCUCCUCGCGCAUACCUAUGGACGACAAGAAUGAAAAAAAGUGUCCAGUGAAUCAGGGAAUCAGUCCGUGUUCCACUCUGACCAGCAGCACGGCGUCUCCGUGUACAGACAGCCCCUGCUCCACCUUAAACAGUAACAGCGGCCAGCCGGCCUGUGGAGCCAUCACCAGCCCCAGCUCCACCCUCGAGAGCAAAGACAGCGGCAUCAUCGCCACCAUCACCAGCUCUUCAGAGAAUGACGACCGCAGCGGCUCCAGUCUGGAGUGGGGUAAAGAGGGCAGCAUAAGGAGCUGCGCUCAGCAUGUGCGGCCAGACACGUGCUCUCCGGUGGCCGAGGAGGAAGCGUCAACAUCUGGGACUGGUGUACGGAGCAUCUCCACGGCUAAGAAGACUUCAGGAGCCGUAGGGUCCGAGGGCCCCGUCCAGUAUCCUACGCAGAACACGUCUAGUCUGAUGAUGCCUCGGCCGAACUCAGUUGCAGGUAAGAGAAAUCCGUGAGAGCAGCAGAGCACAAAGCAUCAGGGUCGUCCUGUGAUUCCUGAGGCGAUGACUGACGCGUGACUGCUGGAAUGAAGCCGAGCAGAGACUCAUGGGAAGACAUUGCCACCAGUUUAAGAGUGUGUGUGUUGUAGAUUGUGAGAGAGCUCAUUAUCAGGAGGCACAUUCUUUCUCCUGUUGCUCCUUGAGGAAGCAGAUACGUCGGGCAGCUGUUGCGUGUGCGUGUGUGUGUGUGUGUUGUUGGCCGGCUUCUGUCUUUAGCAUCAGUUCCACAUUCCUCAGGCUGGUCCGACUGAUCACGUGAUCUUUCCCGCUUCUCUGUCAGUUGGGUGAAUCUCACAAAAACACGUUGUAUUUCACACUGAACUCAAGAGAAAGAAAUAAGACAUUUU
Sinocyclocheilus grahami is the source of this 1572-nucleotide messenger RNA. RefSeq names its product protein TANC1-like. Bases 251 to 1180 code for a protein of 309 amino acids. Lineage: Eukaryota; Metazoa; Chordata; Actinopteri; Cypriniformes; Cyprinidae. The record is from RefSeq and is a predicted model, not a curated record. The transcript has 7 exons.